CGUUUUUCGUAGAGAGGGAGGGAGAGAGACAGACAGAGAGCGUCUUCUGGAGAGUUUCUUCCAGAGAGAGAGAGAGAGAGAGAGAGAGAGAGAUGCCAAUAGCCAGACCGGAGCCUCAAGAAGCUCGCGUCAUUGCCCACAUCGACUUGGAUUGCUUCUACGUACAAGUGGAGCAAAGAAAACAACCAGGUUUAAGGGGUUUACCCACUGCUGUUGUACAGUAUAAUUCCUGGAAAGGUGGUGGCCUGAUUGCCGUUGGCUAUGAAGCUCGCAGGUUUGGUGUGAAGCGUUCAAUGCGAGGUGAUGAGGCCAAAAAGGUUUGUCCAGAUAUCCAGUUGAUUCAGGUUCCAGUUGCCCGUGGUAAAGCUGACUUGAAAUUAUAUCGCAAUGCUGGUUCAGAGGUGGUCUCUGUGCUUGCAAGGAAAGGGCGGUGUGAACGGGCGUCAAUUGAUGAGGUCUAUCUUGACCUGACUGAUACAGCCGAAUCUAUGCUGUCUGAAAAUCCUCCAGAAAUCUUGGAAGAAAUUCAUGAAGAAGCCCUUAAAUCACAUGUUCUUGGGCUCAAUGUGGAUAGCAGUGGCAGGGAAGAAACUGUGAAAGAGUGGCUCUCUAGGAAUGAUGCUGAUCAUCAGGAUAAGUUAUUAGCUUGUGGAGCCAUCAUUGUGGCUGAGCUUUGGAUGCAAGUCUUGAAAGAGACUGAGUUUACAUGUUCUGCCGGCAUAGCUCACAAUAAGAUGCUAGCGAAACUUGCAAGUGGCAUGCAUAAACCUGCACAACAAACCGUUGUGCCCUCCUCAUGUGUAAAAGAUCUGCUUGCUUCUUUGCCAAUAAAGAAAAUGAAACAGCUUGGUGGAAAGCUUGGCAGCUCCUUACAAAGUGAUCUUGGUGUAAGCACUGUUGGAGAUUUAUUGCAGUUUUCUGAACAAAAGCUACAGGAGCGUUAUGGCAUUAAUACAGGUACAUGGUUAUGGAAUAUCGCUAGAGGCAUCAGCGGGGAUGAAGUUGAGGGUCGUCUUCUUCCCAAGAGCCAUGGUUGUGCGAAGACAUUUCCAGGCCCAAAAGCAUUAAAAACAAUUGCUUCUGUUGAACACUGGCUUAAUGAGCUCUGUGAAGAACUGAGUGAACGUAUCCAGUCAGACUUGGACCAAAACAAGCGUGUCGCGCACACACUGACCCUGCAUGCUAGGGGAUACAAGUCUAAUGACUUUGAUCCACACAAGAAGUUCCCUUCCAAGUCGUGCCCAUUAAGGUAUGGGACUGCAAAAGUUCAAGAAGAUGCUCUGAAACUAUUUGAGUCUGGGCUACGUGAAUUCCUGGGCUUAUGCAGAGUUGAAGCACAAGGAAACCAAAAUUACAGUUGGGGAGUAACAUCUCUCUCUGUUUCGGCGAGUAAAAUAGUAGCUGCACCAUCUGGAACUUGUUCGAUCUUAAGAUUCUUUCAUGGCGACAACCCUUCUUGCUCUUCAUCCAAACAGGCCUUUGAUGGGUCUUUCCAAGAUGGUGCACCAUCAUCACCGUCGGGAAGCGAAAGCUGUUUGGGGCUGAAUCAAGCUGUGCAACAAAAAACGUGCGUUCGUUCAGGAAAUGAAAGCUGUUCGGGGCUGACUCCAGCUGAGCAACAAAGAUGGUAUCCACAUGAAGAGAGCCACACCCAAAAUGUCCCUCCUAGUUCAGAUCGAGGUGUAAGCAGAAGUCAAACAUGGGAAUACAAGGUUGAAGAGAUUGAUCCUGCUGUGAUUGAUGAGCUGCCUUUGGAAAUCCAGGCAGAAGUUCGAGGCUGGCUACGCCCACAUAAGCGUCCUAAUAUGGCUAAGCGAGGUCACAAACUAAUCAAGGAUAUUUUUGAGCAUGGCCCAUCCACACUGCAGCCCAAUGGGAUUAAACCGUGGACCCCACUUGGACUAAUUGAAAACUGGAUCACACUGUGCAUUAAAUCCACACACCUAAUGCAACCAUUCUGUAGGUAGUUAUUUUAAAUUUGGUUGAGAAGUUAUGUACAUAGCUUGUAGCUUUCUUGUAGAAGAGGGUGUAUUAAAUGGAAGAACAUGACUGAACAAUUCAACUGUAGAAUAUUGUAAGCGAUUCCUCAGUAACUUCUCCCUCCCUCCCCUCUCUCUUUCAAGUAGGACAUGGAGGGAAUGGCUACUCUUGCCUUAUCAAUACUAUUUGAUGUCAUUAAAUUUUGUCAUUACCUUUUGUUUCAACUGAAUGAGUGCAACUCAAUUCACUUCGGCAUGCAUAUGUUGCCUUAGUGUCUUGUAGCAAGGAGUGGUUUUUGUAAGCAGUCCAGAGCAGAACUCUUUGUAAGCUAUAUGUUUUUAGACUGGUUCAAUGGGGAUCUAUCUAUUUCCAUGGUUGUGGAAA
Messenger RNA from Magnolia sinica, 2364 nucleotides. Its product is annotated as DNA polymerase eta. The transcript is spliced from 13 exons. Lineage: Eukaryota; Viridiplantae; Streptophyta; Magnoliopsida; Magnoliales; Magnoliaceae. Gene Ontology annotation, biological process: response to radiation; error-prone translesion synthesis. The record is from RefSeq and is a predicted model, not a curated record. Bases 93 to 1967 code for a protein of 624 amino acids. Gene Ontology annotation, molecular function: DNA-directed DNA polymerase activity; damaged DNA binding. Gene Ontology annotation, cellular component: replication fork; site of double-strand break; nucleus.